UAUUUUUUUUUACGCGCGCGUGUGUAAAAGUUAAAAGCUUCACAGCUUUGUUGCUGACAAAAUGGUGCUAACAACUACAGAUGUCGCCGACUUUAAGGAACGGCUUAUUGCCAGCGUUAAGAAGGAGGUUAAGCAACUGAUGGAGGAGGCGGUCACCAAGAAGUACGUGCACGAGGAGAGCAGCUCGGUGACUUCGCUCUGCGCCGCCGUCGAGACUUGCCUCAGCCAGGGAUUACGACGACGUGCUCUCGGCCUGUUCAAGACCUCGUCGACGACAGCACUGUUGCACAAGAUAGCCAAGACAUGUGCCGAGGCGGAGCAUAUAAGCAAAAUGGUGCAGGCAAUUGAGGCCAGCGAUCCCAAUAAGCGUUCGUCUUCGAGCAGCGACAGUUUCAAUCGACCGCCCAUGCUCAAGAAGGGCAGCAACAGCUCCAUGUCCACCACGAACGCAACAACAUCAUCCGCUUCCGGUUCCACAUCCGUUACGGCCUCAUCAGUCUCCGUUAGCGCCAGUAACUCCAGCAUGUCGCUGGCAACCAUGAAAUAUCUUUGGAUACGCUUGGCCCUGUUUGAGAAGCGUCUGAACAAGAUCAUUGAGUAUCUGGUGACCAAUGCUCAGAGCUAUUAUGAUCGCGACUCCCUGGUGGCCGAUCCCGAUUAUGGCUCCAUACUCAGCUCCCUGCUGGUCGGCCCCUGUGCCCUGGACUUUACACGGGCCAAAACUGCAGAUCACUACUGGACAGAUCCGCAUGCCGAUGAGCUGGUGCAACGUCAUCGGAUCAGCUGUCGUCGUUCCUCGUCCACCUGUUCGAGACCACCGAUUAUUAACUUCAAGCGUAGUCUGAACACCAGCUCGGAUGAUGCCAGCAGCUGUUCGUUCAAAUCGAUGUCCUCGUGCUCUGUGGCCAAGGACUAUGUGGAGUCACUGCAUCAGAAUGCUAAGGCCACACUGCUCUAUGGCAAGAACAAUGUGCACGUGUUGCCCAAGGAUGUAGUAGAGCUGAUGGCAGGCUAUUUGAGUCUGCAUCAGCAUAUCCAAACUUUGACCAUUAAGUGGACGCCCAAUCAGCUAAUGAACGGCUACAACGAUACCGAAGAGGAUGAAAUCGAUAAGGAGGCCUACUGGGCAUAUGCGCUCAAUAUAAAUGUGGACGAGAUUGUAUAUGUGCAUUGUCACCAGAGUCGCGGUGAGGACAGCGGUGGCAUCGUUAUCCUCGUUGGCCAGGAUGGCGUACAGCGUCCGCCCAUACACUUCCCAGAGGGCGGGCAUAUGCAGCAGUUUCUCAGCUGCCUGGAGACGGGUCUGUUGCCACAUGGACAGCUCGAUCCGCCACUCUGGUCGCAACGCGGCAUUGGUAAAAUGUUUCUCUGGCCCAAAAGUAUGCGCCGUCGAAUUCUGCCCUCCGUCAUGGAGUCGGUGGAUGAAACGCCAAUCGAUUAUGUCUUUCGCAUUGUCAGCAAGAGUCGCCACGAAGAGUUUGCUGCCACACAUUCGAUACUCGACUUUGUCCGUAGCACUCCGAGGCGUGCUCAAUUGAGUAGCUGCUCGACCACUGGCAGCAGCGACUGCUCCAACAAGAGCCUGUCCAUCGAUCAGCAUCCGCUGGAGUCGCCUCUGUUGCAGCAACAGAGCCAGAACACCAGCAUCGAGAUGGUCUGCUCCACGAUGCGUCGCCAGAUCAUCUCGCGCGCCUUCUACGGCUGGCUGGCCUACUGUCGCCAUCUAUCCACUGUGCGUACGCACUUAUCCGGACUUGUUCACGGCCGCAUAACUCCGGAAAUGAAAGCAGACGAGGAGGGGCUGACUAAGGAGCGCUGGGAACUGCUUCAUGCGGAUGGGCUGCUGCAGAAUCCCGUUGAGUUCUAUCGUCUCAUCUAUUUUGGUGGCAUACAACCGGAGUUGCGCAAAGAGGUGUGGCCAUAUUUGUUGGGGCAUUAUGCCUUUGGCACCACACGGGAGGAGCGACAGAAACAGGACGAGACAUGCAAGCACUACUACGAGACCACAAUGAGCGAAUGGCUGGCCGUGGAUGCCAUUGUGCAGCAGCGGGAGAAAGAGAAGACGGCACGGGCUGUGGCCAAACUAAGCUCGGGUAGCAACAGUGGCAAUGAGCGAACGGUUCGCGCUGCGGACCUGGAUGCUGGCGGUGAGCUCGAGAACGAGGUGUUUGAGGACAUAUCGGAUAUUUCCGAUCCGGGCGAUCUAGAGUUUGACGAUGAGCAGCGACAGCAGCAGCAGCAGCUGCUGCAGCAGGAGGCAUCGGUUGUUAGUGCCUCGCAUCUGAGCGUAAAGCCCAUUCCACGUGCAAUGAAAACUAGCACUGAUUCCGGUCAUGUUGACGAAAACCUAGACGACUUAGAUGAGGAGGAGGCUGAGGAGGAGGAGCAGCGCGCAGAGCUGGAGCAGAAGCACCACCAGCCGCCAAAACAAAUAGAUGCAAAUGCAGCCAAGGUGCAGGAAAAAGAGAGACAGACAAGCUGCUCAACUUCCACCACAUCCUCCUAUGAGACAGUCGGAGGUGCACCACAACCCGGCAGCGUACUCAGUCCGGAAUUUCUCAGCGCCGAUGAUCUGCAGGCACAGCUGCCCGACGACGAGGAGGCUGCCAAAUUGCCGGCGCAACAACAGCAACAGCAGCAACAGGCAGCUGUCAUCAUUACGAAUGCUUCGGUGGAUAUUGCCAACUGGGAGCGCAGUCCCAAGUCUGGUGCCAAUAGCGAGAUGCCACCGCUGACCGAACAGCUGGAGAACGGCGCCAAUGCGCCCAAUCUGGAUGCGCUGCAGCAGCCAAAAUCUGCCUGCGCCUCCCCAGCCAGCUCCAAUGGUGGCAUCUACAGUAGCGAGCUGCUGGAGCAGUUUGGCCUGAAUCUGCAUCGGAUCGAGAAGGAUGUGCAGCGCUGCGAUCGCAACUAUUGGUACUUUGCCAACGAGAAUCUGGACAAGCUGCGCAAUGUGAUAUCCACGUAUGUGUGGGAGCAUCUGGACGUUGGCUACAUGCAGGGCAUGUGCGAUCUGGUCGCUCCGCUGCUGGUCAUCUUCGAUGAUGAGUCGCUCAGCUACAGCUGCUUCUGCAAGCUCAUGGAGCGCAUGAUCGAGAACUUUCCCAGCGGUGGUGCCAUGGACAUGCAUUUUGCCAAUAUGCGCUCACUCAUUCAAAUACUCGACUCGGAGAUGUACGACUUGAUGGACUCGAAUGGCGAUUAUACGCACUUCUAUUUCUGUUACCGCUGGUUCCUCUUGGACUUUAAGCGCGAGCUCAUCUAUGACGAUGUCUUUGCCACCUGGGAGGUCAUCUGGGCGGCCAAGCACAUUGCCUCCGGUCAUUUUGUGCUCUUCCUGGCGCUGGCUCUGCUCGAAACCUAUCGCGACAUCAUUCUGUCCAACAGUAUGGACUUUACGGAUGUCAUCAAAUUCUUCAAUGAAAUGGCCGAACGACAUAAUGCCCAAGCUGUGCUCCAGCUGGCUCGCAGUUUGGUUUUACAGCUGCAGAUGAUCAUUGAGAACAAAUAAGUCAAUAAUCGUUUAAUUUAUAAGCAGAAUCACGAAUAUAAAGUGUUUAAAUAGAAGUUGUAGCUGUUUUAUCUAUGUUUUGCCAAAAAAGAAAAGAAAAAAGAUAAGUAAAUGCCACAUAUUCUCCCAAGAGGCACAAAAAAUGAAACAU
Molecule: messenger RNA, 3662 nt
Organism: Drosophila grimshawi
Lineage: Eukaryota; Metazoa; Arthropoda; Insecta; Diptera; Drosophilidae
Gene: tbc
Product: small G protein signaling modulator 1
Exons: 9
Coding region: 62-3511 (1149 amino acids)
Biological process (GO): activation of GTPase activity
Molecular function (GO): GTPase activator activity
Source: RefSeq, a predicted model, not a curated record